Dentiscutata erythropus is the source of this 183-nucleotide messenger RNA. NCBI's taxonomy places the organism in Eukaryota, Fungi, Glomeromycota, Glomeromycetes, Diversisporales, Gigasporaceae. The record is from the annotation of a GenBank genome assembly.
AUGAUAGAAAAAUAUGAUUUUGAUCAUCGCAAUGAACUAAUAUAUUUUUGGUUUGAUAAAGAGAGAAGUUAUCUAUCAAGAAAUAAUCAUGUAUCAUUUAAUAAAUUAUCAAUUAAUUAUUUAAAGAGACUUGAAAAGGAAGAGCUCGAAAAGAAAAAUGAUUCUAAAAGUAAUGAUAGAUGA